Messenger RNA from Engraulis encrasicolus (European anchovy), 3211 nucleotides. It is a transcript of the gene neurl1b, whose product is annotated as neuralized E3 ubiquitin protein ligase 1B. The coding region runs from base 226 to 2127 and encodes 633 amino acids. The transcript has 5 exons. Gene Ontology annotation, molecular function: ubiquitin protein ligase activity. The record is from RefSeq and is a predicted model, not a curated record. Gene Ontology annotation, biological process: ubiquitin-dependent endocytosis. Gene Ontology annotation, cellular component: early endosome. Lineage: Eukaryota; Metazoa; Chordata; Actinopteri; Clupeiformes; Engraulidae.
UCGUUAUGGGAGCUGCGCUGCGUCGGCACAGAUAAGAUGAGCAUGUUAGCGUUUCGGCAUGAAGAGAACACGCCGCGGAGAGCGAAUGGUGGGCAAUAGUGCUGAAAGUACGCGGCCCGUUAGUCACAUAAGGUUUAUUUCGUUCAGUCGAGAAUAAAUGGACGGACAACGAAUGAUCAUAUUCCCAAACCACUUGUCAUCUGGGGAGACGACUUAUUGGAAAUAAUGGGGAAUACGACUCCCAAACCGCUCAUCGAUGCGAACUUGCAGCACCGUUCAGUGGUCAGCCGGCAGUACUACACGUUGCCCGGCAAUGGCGUGGAGCGGCGCACGUCGGCGCCCCCGGCCUCCUCGCUGGCCCCGGAGCCACCCCGCUUCCACCCGCAGGCCAAGGGCAAGAACAUCCGCCUGGACGGCCAGCUGCGGCGCGCCACGCGCAAGAACAGCUUCUGCAACGGCAUCACCUUCAGCCAGCGGCCCGUGCGGCUCUACGAGAAGGUGCGCCUGCGCCUGUCGUCCGUGCACAGCGGCUGGAGCGGCGCCCUGCGCUUCGGCUUCACCAGCCUGGACCCCGGCGAGCUCGCCUCCGCCGACAUCCCCAAGUACGCCUGCCCCGACCUGGUGACGCGGCCGGGCUACUGGGCCAAGGCGCUGCCCGAGAGGCUGGCCACGCGGGACAACGUGCUGGCCUUCUGGGCCGACCGGCACGGACGCGUCUUCUACAGCAUCAACGAGGGCGAGCCGGUGCUCUUCCACUGCGGCCUCAGCGUAGGCUGCCCCCUGUGGGCCAUCAUCGACAUCUACGGCAUCACACAGGAGGUCACGCUGCUCGAGAGUACGUUUGCUGAGAGCGUUGGUGCCAGCUGCCUGAGCGCGGUGCGUCUGAGCGCCUACCUGCCGCAGAGCAGCCACGACUCGGCCAACUACAGCAACAACCAGCUGGAGAGCAGCCAGGCGGCGGCCGCCAAGAUGGCCUCCCUGCAGCUGGGCACCCCCUACAACCAGCUCAUCCCCUGCUGCUCCUCCUCGCCCUCCUCCUCCUCCGCCCUGAACAAUCCUACCUCAUCCGCGCCUCCCUGCUCCUCCUCCGCCCCUCCGUCCUCCUCCGCCAACCCGUCCUCCGCGGUGCCCACCACCCCUCCUCCCCCUCCGCUGAGCCUCUCCUCGGCUGGGCCGAGGCUGAUGGCACCCCCCUCCUCCUCCUCCUCCUCCACCCCCUACACCUCCUCCUCCUCCCCCCGCGCCCCCCUGGCGGCCUCUCCGCCGCCGCUGGACUCGGACCUCCACUUCCACCCGGUGCGCGGCUCCGACGUGGUGCUGUCGGUGGACCGCACAGCCGCCUGCGUGCACUUCCUGGACGGCAGCCGCACGCUGGUGUUCAGCGACCGGCCGCUGCGGCCCGGCGAGACGCUGUACGUGGAGGUGGGCCACCUGGGCCUGCCCUACCUGGGCGCGCUGCUCUUCGGCAUGACCUCCUGCGACCCCGCCUCCCUGCAGGCCGCCGACCUGCCCGCCGACCCCAACCAGCUGCUGGACCGCAAGGAGUACUGGGUGGUGUACCGCGGCUUCCCCAUGCCCUGCUCCGGAGACGUGCUCAGCUUCUGCCUGCUGCCCAACGGCGAGGUGCACCACGGGGUCAACGGCGGCGCCCGCGGCAGGCUCCUGUGCGUGGACUCGUCCCAGCCGCUCUGGACGUUCUUCACCCUGCACGGCGCCGUGAACCGUCUCAGGAUCUUGGGCACUCUACAGGCCAGCCCACCUCUCAGCUCGCCCUCCAUAUCCCAGAGCAGCUCCCCUGAAGACAGCGACUCAGACCUGGCCUUCAGCGUCAACCGCUCCUCCUCCGCCUCCGAGUCCUCACUGGUGACGGCGCCCAGCUCCCCGCUCAGCCCCCCGGUCUCGCCCACCUUCCUCUGCCCGGAGGUGCUGCCCCCUGGUGGCAAUGGCGGCAGCAAGAGCGGCGAGUGCACCGUCUGCUUCGACCAGGAGGUGGACACGGUCAUCUACACCUGCGGACACAUGUGCCUUUGCCACGAGUGUGGCCUGAAGCUGAAGAGACAGAUCAACGCCUGCUGCCCCAUCUGCAGACGGCCCAUCAAGGACGUCAUCAAGACCUAUCGCCCUUAAGGGGGAUCAUGGCAGCUGCCCUGCAUGGUGGGCUUCUCUUGGUGUUGGACAAGAGCCUAGAGCUGAAGCCUGAUGGUUUGGGAGUUUGUAAUUUCAGGGUAUGCAAGCUCCUUUCCUGUUCAAGCUACACAUCUCUGGCUGGGGGAAGUGAAUAACCGGUGUUCUCCUGCAACGUCAUUCAUGACUGUUGAUGAGCAAGUCAUCUUACCCCACAUUGCUUCAGCUUCAAUUAAGAGGAGGAGGGGGUUAUGAGGCAUUUGGUUGUAGGGGCCAUCUCUACACGAAAGGGAGGUCUGAUCCAGCUCUGUUAAUCCAGCUUUGGCUAAUGAACUAUGGAUUUAUAUAAAGCGGCCUCACUUGCAACCACCAUGUAAAAACAACGCGCCCUACCAUCGUCUGCCCUGCUAAAACUGUAACGGCCUCUGGGAGAAAGAACUGUUUCUUGGUGCCGUUGGUCAAAAGUGGACAGAUUUCAGCUGGUCAGAGAAAGCCGUGGACGCUUGAUCGGCAACAAGGGGAAGGCAUGAGGCAUCUUCUACCCAGGAUUUUAAAAAAAACAUUUUAGUGCCUUUGAUUAUGGAACUCUGUCCUUGAAGCAGCACAUAAUGUCAAGACGCGACAAUCAUACUAUUUUCCCUAUGUUUCAUGUAUAUAUUUUCUGUCAUUUUCUUCUUUCCUUUCAAUGAAAGUGUUUUGAAUGGACUUAGUAAGAGAGAACUGAACAAAAAACGGGCAUCUGCCGAGGGGGACACCCAUGCUGGGAAAAUGUAAUUCAGAGAAGGAUUUUUUUAAAAAGUCAGAGUUGGCACUCGAGUGUCAAAGGAAGGCUGGCAUGUUGAUUGCACUUUUGAAUAGCUUGACGCAGAAGUCAGACAAGGAUAGCAAACAUGGAAAAGAAGCCUGUUUCUGGUUGUGGUUUUAAUAUAUAAUAUAUAAAUAUGGUUAUGUUCAAUUAAAUGAUUAUGUAAACCAAUCUGUACGUUUCAAAUUGUAUGACCGUGUAAAAUAUAUACAUGUUCAUUUAUACAUGUUACCAUAAUUGAGUUGUGUAUUUUCUGACUAUAAAGACGACUGCUGCACUCUU